UGAAAUUGUCUUUUCCGAGACCAAGGUUCUCUGCAAACCUCCCGGCUACCAUCAAAGAGACCCGGACCGUGUGAGAGACGCCGCGAGUUCUGUGCACCCUGCACUUGUGCCGCUGGAGCCACGCUGCGAGCUGCGUGCUGAGGAGCGCCUCUCUGCACGAAGCCUCCUGGAGCCUCUCCCGGAGCAGUCACCAUGGAGGCUCAUGGGCUGCGCAGUACCUCACGCACCCUCGUGGCGCUGCUCGUGACGAGCUACGCGUUCCUCACGUCUGGGCCCACGGAGGAGAAGAAUUUCUCCCCGAACUGGCUGGUUAACCUGGGGGGAGCCUGGGAGGUCCAACCGCCACAGGCCGGGCAGCCUCUACCUCUCGCCAAAGCGACCGUGGCUGUCCACAUCAGCGACCGGCUCGCAGAUCACGAAGCCAAGAGGGAGCCUCGAGUCGCUUCCUCUCCCAGCCAUGGCGUGGAGGUUCCCCAAGGAGGAGGAGGAGAAGACGACGACCCAGCUCCCUUAGGGUGGAAGACCUUCAUGGAGAUGCUGCACAGCAGGCCGGUGGCCAUCGCCUACGAGGUGGCGAGUGCAGGGAUCGCCCUCCUCAGCCUCGGAGUGUGGCUGAAGAAUGCAGUGUGGCGUCCGCGACCUCCUGCCAUGCCAGCAAUGGCCGUCCACACCACCAACCUCCCGAAACAAAAGGCUCGGUCGAACUUGGCCGAGAUGGUACCUCAAGCAGCUUCUUCUUUAGGCUUUUGGAUGACGGUUCCGCAAGAUAGAGAAUACCCGUCUCCCUCAAGGUGGACGACCUUGAUGAAGAUGCUGCACAGUGGGCCGGUGGCCAUCACUUACCACGUGGAGAGCACGGGGAUCACCAUUACCAGCCUAAGAGUCUGGCGGAAGAAUCAAUUGAAGUCAUCGCAACGUGGACGAAUUUACCGAAGCCGCCACAUGAGAGGAUCCAUGUGGAAAUUGGCUCGGGGCAAGCGCCACCCCAUGAAAAUCAAGAGGACCCACAGAUCCCUCAAGACUCGGCUGGAUGGCUGCUCCAUGAUGAAUAGCUCACCAACACUUAACAGCGCACCCACCAACAGCACCACUCCUACCAACACCAGCACUCCUACCAACAGCACCACUCCUACCAACACCACCAUGACAAACCCCACCCCGACCAACAUUGCUAUCUCGACUAACACCAUCACACUUUCAAAUACCACCACCUCUACCAAUGCUAUCCUGACUAACACCACCACCUCUUCCAACCCUACAAACCCUACCAACAACAUCUUCUCCACCUUCACCACCACCAGGGCCGACACCAUUACCCCAGCUGAGCGUGAGUGGUGUCACCUCAUGAUCAUGGCCCGCACCAAUGCCCGCUGCACUACAAUAAGCUCAAUUAUCCCUACCAGCUCAACCACCAACUCCCCCGCUCCUACCAACUCCACCACCUAGACCAAUCCCACGCCUACCAACAUUACCUCCUCUACCCUCACUACCACUCCCAGCCACAUCACCCCAGCUGAGUAUGUGUCCAGCCUCAUGAUCAUGAGGGAAAAGAGAUCACUCUUCAUGGCCCGGAUCAAUGCCUGCUCCACCACUCCUACCAACUCCACCACCUUUAGAAUCCGCACACCUACCAACACUACCACCCCUCCCAACACCGCUACCCUGACCAAACGCAACUACUCCGACGAACACCACCACUCCUACCAAAACCAACCCUACCAACGCCAACCCUAUCAACACCAACCCUACCAACACCAUUAUUCUUACUACUACCCCUACCAACACCAACCCUACCAGCACCAAUCCUACCAACACAAUGACUCCUACCAAUACGACCACCCCAACCGACACCAUCACUCUUCCCAACAACAGUCCUAUCAACGUUACCUAUCCUACAAACGCCAACUCUAUAAACACCUUGACCCCUACCAACACCACCACCCCAAAUAAGAAAUAAUACAAAAUAAAUAACAUUACAACAUCGCUGCACCCUUUGCAUGUUAGCGUGCUGCGCUACGAAGCCGGCGACCGGAGUUAAAUUUCCGCUCAUGGCCAACACCAGUGAUCGACUCAGUCUCAAAUUAGUGCCUGGUACUCAUUUAGCUGAGGCUACCUCGCAUGCCAGUCUGUUAAAUCUUUACGGGGGAUCUUUGUCUUUGACAUAUCUGUGGGCUAGAGUGUAGCUUGAUUUAUUGUUCAUGUGAGGGAUGCGCUUUGCCUGCAGCCGCCACUACAUCUCCGCUCGUGUGUUUAGCCGUGUCAGUGACGCGCCACGAUGUCGCUACUGCUGCUGUCACUGUCACGACCCGGUCGGUGCAGGGUGCUCUGGGACGAAAUAAAAAAGUGGCACGAGGAUUAUCGCUGCUACUUCAGCAGAUCAAGAACGGUUCUCAUGGAGUCAUCAAAAUGCACCUGAAAUCACAGCUGACCAUCUCAAUCACAUCUGUGAAAUGUCAACGGUGGUGUCCGUUGCCCCUGCUGUGAGUGGUGGAGAUGUCCUUGAGCAGUGGUGAUGUCCCUGAGUGGCGGUGGAGAUGUCCCUGAAUAUUGGUGGAGUCUGUACAACGCGGCUGCUGUAUUCGUGAUUAAAGAACCUGAGCCGAGCGUGCUUGGUGGAGCUCAGCAGAAGGUGAUGAGCCGGAGGUGUGAACUGAAAGUUCGAGCUCAAGGCGUGAGCUCAAGGUGUGAGCUCGAGGUAUAAGCUGGUGAUGCGGUCUGGAGGUGAGCACGCGGUGUCCCUGUGCUCACAAGCGUGGUGCGGGAGGUGGCCCGAACUAAACUUUUUAUUUACCAGGUAAGGCCCACUGGUCCAAUAGCU
Molecule: messenger RNA, 2818 nt
Organism: Lethenteron reissneri (Far Eastern brook lamprey)
Lineage: Eukaryota; Metazoa; Chordata; Hyperoartia; Petromyzontiformes; Petromyzontidae
Product: mucin-5AC-like
Source: RefSeq, a predicted model, not a curated record